Messenger RNA from Labeo rohita (rohu), 3151 nucleotides. It is a transcript of the gene incenp, whose product is annotated as inner centromere protein. The transcript is spliced from 22 exons. The coding region runs from base 163 to 2844 and encodes 893 amino acids. The record is from RefSeq and is a predicted model, not a curated record. NCBI's taxonomy places the organism in Eukaryota, Metazoa, Chordata, Actinopteri, Cypriniformes, Cyprinidae. Gene Ontology annotation, molecular function: protein serine/threonine kinase activator activity. Gene Ontology annotation, biological process: positive regulation of protein serine/threonine kinase activity; metaphase chromosome alignment; meiotic spindle midzone assembly. Gene Ontology annotation, cellular component: kinetochore; midbody; chromosome passenger complex.
UGGUUGAAAAACAAACGACAGAGGAGCCGAAGACGUAAAGUAGCCGCUAAUGUUAAGUUAGCAUUUAUUGUUUAUAAACAAAAAAGAAGCAAGGAUUACAAUUUUGGAUCACCUUUGUUUUUGCAGUGCGAUCGUGCAUACAGGCUAAAGAGGGGCGCCACUAUGAGUUCCUUGCCGGAGACUACGCGCUCCCUCAUGGAGAUUUUUAAUGGGAAGCUCCAGGAUUUUACCAAUGAAAUUGACAAUGUCCACAUGGUGUGGCUGGAGGAGAUCCAGCAGGAAGCUUAUCGCAUGUUUUCCAGUGACUUCAGCACCGAGCCAGAACUCAUGCCAAAGACUCCAUCACAGAAAAAAACAAACCGCAGGAAGCGAGUGUCAAUGGAGCUCAAUGAGUCUAGCAGCAAAAGACGUUUUUCCAAGGGAAAACGCAGCAAUCUGCGUCGUUCCUCGGUCCAGAUGACCCUGAACACCAUCUCUGAACUUGUCACGCCAUAUGUGCCGAACGACAGCUCUGAGAGCCUGAUAGAGGAACCUGCUCGCCGUACACGUCGCAAGAAAAACACUGCUCCUGCUGAAACUGAACCUGUCAAGCGCAGCACCCGUAACAAAGGUGGUGCCAAAGCCAAGGCAGUAGAAGAAGAGGCAGAGAACAUUCCAGAUGUGAAAGACGACGAUGAGAUGCAGGAUUCAGGCUCCAAUCGGGAUCAGCUCCUCGUUUCUGAAGCUGUGGUGAAGAUUCCCUCCUCGGAGCGUCUAAGUGCGGAUUCGCUGCUGAGUGGGGCUGUGUCUCCGGGCCGAUCUGCUAAUAAAAUCCCCAUUGCUGAAUCUGGGUUGCAGACGACACCUCAAGGCCCAUCUCGGAAGUCGGUUCGGCGCUCGACGGUGGUGCGCCGUUCUCUGGUGGACCUCAGGCGUAGCAUGACCCAGGAAGCUGUUCGCAGGGCGUCCCGGCGCUCUUUCCUGAAAAAGAAAGCCAGACUGGGAAACUUGACCUGCAGCAGCUCUGUCAGCGAGGACAUUUGUAUGGAUGUUGAAACUGAGGGAAUGGAGAUCACAGAAAAACAGGUUGAUGCACCGCAAAUGGUGACUGAACCAGCUACUGAAACCGAACCUGAACCAGAACCAGAAAUUGUCCAAACUGAGUGUCUUGGAGAUGUUGCUGCAGUUCUUCUGGAUUUAGUCCAAAUUAGAUUCCUCAUGUCAUCCCAUGUGCACUUGGUGUUACCUGAACCUGAGGUAAAGGACAAACUUCCAGAAGAGAUUGCUGAUUCUCCCAGCACCUCCGAGAGCUGUCGCUUCACACGAUCCAUGGCUCGUACUUCAGGAACAGAUGGGUCAAGAUCCAGAGGAGAUAGCCGGACUACACGUUCAGGCUCAAAGCGUCACGCAGCUCAAGAAAUCACCACGCCCAAGAAGAAACCGUCUCCUCCAAAGAAGUGCCUCACGAGUGUUGCUCCACAUAUGCGCUCGUUCGUGCACACGGUGCAGAAGAACCAGAUGCUGAUGAUGACACCCGGGUCUUUGGGCCGCACCAACAUCAUUAAGGCCAUCAAACAAUCUGCCUCCAAAACUGACAGCAAGUUGGGCCCUGGCUCUGUGGAGCGAGAACGGCAGAAGUGGGACGCCUUGAACAAGAAAAUAGAGCAAGAGAAUGAACGAAAGAGAAAGAUUGAGGAGGAGAGACGAAAGAAACAGGAAGAAAUGAAAAGGAAGCGCGACGAGCGUUUGAAACGGGUUGUUGAGGCUCGAGUGAAAGGUGAGAAGGAGAAGGAGCAGGAAAAGAAAAAGAAGAUUGAAGAAAAGAUGGCACAGCUAGAGAAGAAAAAUGACAUGCUGCGUGUUGAGCGGUUGGCUGAGGAGAAAGCCAAGAGGAAGGUGGCCACUAAAAGACAGGAAGAGCUGGAGCUGCGUAAGAAACAGGAAGAGGCAGCCAGACAAAAGAAACUUCAGCAAGUUGAGGAAGAGGAGCGGCGACAUCAGGAAAUGCUGGCCAAACGUAAGGCUGAAGAGGAGCAAGAGAAGGCCCGCAAAUUGGCCGAGGCCACACGUGCUCUGGAGCUGAAAAAGGAACAAGAGCGGGAGAAAGAGAAGGAACGCGAACGAGAACGGGAGAGAGAACGCGAGCGGGAGCGAGAAAGACAGGCUGCGGCUGAGAAAGAAAGGCUAGAGAGAGAGAAAGCUAUCGCUCUUCAGAAGGAACUGGAGAGGGCAGCCAGAGAGAAAGAGAGGAAGGAGAUGGAAGAGAAGAGGAAGAUGGAAGAGCGGAGGAGGGCAGAAGAGGAAAGGGCAGCAGCCUCUGCCCCGGCGCCCCCUACAGUUCCAGCACAGGUCUCUUCCGCAAAACCACAAGCAGCUAAUAUGCUCAACACAACUAUAACUAAGGGUUCGGCUCUAAACACGACUGUAGAUAUUGAGAACUCUGUUCUGAAAACUCCAGUUGGGAAAGGAGCUGCUGCCAAUAAGACCAUAGAUCUUGGAGCUGGACUCAACGUGACCGUGGACAUUGAGCAAUCUCCACAGUCAUACCAGAUCACUCCUAAGGGCCAGAAAGUGACUGUUUUGGUGAAUCCUGAAGAUUACGGCAUGGACCAGAACAGCGACGACUCAACAGAUGAUGAAUCUGCGCCCAGAAAACCCAUCCCAUCUUGGGCUGAAGGUAUGCAGAUGCAGCAGUCUAUUAUGAAGCAAUAUUACAAUCCACUGGACCUUAAUGCAUAUUUUGGGGAACCUGAACCGCCUAAGCUGGAGGCGAUCUUCAAGCGGACCAAAGCUCGCUUCUUUAAGCGCACUAGCUCUGCUGUGUGGCAUUCUCCGCCUCGUUUGGGAAAUCUGGGCCAUAAAUAAGCAGAUGUAUAUUGUUCUUUUCUGUCGUCUCUUUUUUUUAUGUUGUCUUUUAUACCUUGAGCUCACUUUAAUAAAGCCUUUUAAAUUCUAUAUGUAAGUAGGUUAGACUGGAAAAGAGAGCAGAAUGUGUAAUUUACCUUGUCACCCAUGUAUUUAAAUAGCGUCACAUGUAAUAAGUUUGGAUGUAUACACAGGAGCUGCUACAAAUGUGAUGUAGAAAAUAUGUGGAUGAUGUCUGCCUACAAAAUUCAUUUCUCAAAGUGUCAAAUGUACUGUGGACUGUUAAUAAAAAUGUAUAACUUUUAAA